CUCCGCACGAGUAGACCGCACGCUACGCGCUCGCACGCCUCGCGCACGCGCCGUGCGACGAUCGCGAACCACCCAGCAAAACAUUACAAAAAUCGCACCACCCGCUUUACGGACGAAAAGUGACAGUGACGUUUCGGGGGGAACCGGUGACAGACGCGAAUGUUGUGAUCGAAAAUAUUUGUUUGUAAAAAAUUUUAGUGUUGUGAUAAAAACGGAGGAUUCGUGUGACGAUCGAUCGUGUUCAGUGCAGUGUGAUCGGAAGUAUGGAUGGUCUGUCGGGUGGUUAGCGCGAUGAUGCGCAAGACUGGCGCGGCCGGCGGGCCGGAGCUGGCGCUGGACGCCGCGGACUGCAUGAGCCUGCAGCAGAUCCUGCAGGCCUUCAACUCCACCAUCAGCGAGGAGCACGCCUGGGCGCUGUUCCACCAGGCGGCGCGCUGCUUCCAGAAGUGCCUGUCCGAGGGCGCCACCUGUUACGCGGCCACGGAGCCGCGCCACGUCGUGCUGCACAAGGACGGCAGCGUCCACCCGAGCACGCUGCUGCAUCCAGGAGAUGAUAGCAGCAGAGAAGAAGUUACUUCGGAGCAACAGUUGGUGGUGAACCUGGCGCUGGUGAUCUACCAUGCGCUGGACUACCAGCACGCCGAGGACGAGGAGCGGCUCAUCUCGCCCGACCUCGAGGGGCUCAUCACCGAGAUGACGGCGUGUGAUGUCGCCGACGAUGACGAAGAGUGCGGAGUGCUCUCGGAGGGCUCGGAGACGUCGGAGGGCGGCCGCGCCGACACCGACGAUGAGGGCAUCGAGCGGGACGCGGAGCCCGCGCCGCGGCGCCGGCGCAGGCGGCGGCGGUUCAUGCUCAGAGACGUCAUAGAGCGAUGCGUGUGGCACUGCGGCGGCGGCGGCCGCAGCGUGAGAGAAGCGGCGGCGAUGCACUACCGCGCCGUGUGUCGCGCGCUCGUCGCCGAGGCUUUGGAGUUGGCGUCGUUUCUCGCCAGGGUGCGAGUGGGCGGUGCCAGGGACCUAGGGGCUGCCGAAGACUCCGCAACACAUCUGGACACGCUGAAGUUCUCUGACUGGUCGAACCGAAGGAUUUGGAGAGCUCUACAAGCGCGGUUUUGGAUGCAAGUGAUCGGAGAACUGAGGAUGGGUGUAAAAUUAAAGAAAGUAAAUUAUUCAAGGACUCCAAUAGAAUAUGAACUGACCCCGUACGAAAUUUUAAUGGAUGAUAUCAGAUCUAGAAGAUACACACUGAGGAAGGUGGAUGGGGCGAUACCUCAAAACGUGAAGAAAGACGCACAUGCCAUGAUACUCGAAUUUAUUAGAAGUAGACCGCCACUAAAAAAGGCAUCAGAACGAAAACUACCACCACCACGGCGGGAGACCACGCCAAGAGAACAGCUGCUCGCCUCGAUACAGGUCGGCCGGACGCUGAGGCCGACGCCGUACUCGAGAAGAUUAUCAACGAGCGGGUCCGGCAGCGGGCCUGGAGGGGGCGAGGCGCGGCGCGGGGGUGACGUCACGCCGCACGCGCAGCCUCAGAGGCGGCUCAUCAAAGUCGACUUCGACAACCUUGAGGAUGACGAGGACGACGAUGACACCGAGACCUGCGCAAGCCCAGAAGUCCUCGCACCCCAGCCCUUUCCGAGGCACACGGCGCCUCAGCAACCCGCACCUAAGCCUUGGAAGAGAACCGCAUACGACCUGGCGACGCAAUGCCCUUCCCGUCGCGCCUCCAUGCGUCGGCACACCGUCACGCACGCGGCCUGUCCUCCCACCGACGGCGCUCAUUCGCUGCCGCACUCAAGGCCAGGCUCCCGCGCGUCGUGCGCCGGCGCAGCGUCGCUCGCUAGCAGCGACGCGGACGCGCAGCUCGGCGAACUUUCGUGGUCGCGCUCGUCGUUACAAGACGAGCUCAUCAAGUCGGUUAGUGGCAGCCCCACGCACGGCUCGCAUAAGCAAUGGCAAGACGCGAUCAUGUCGGACGACCGGCUGUCGUUGACCCUGGAGGAGAUCGUCCACAUCAGGUCGGUGCUCACCAAGGCCGAGCUGGAGGUGCUGCCUGUCGAGGGCAGGGUCAAGGAAGACGUGGAGAAGAGGAGGGUAUGCUUCCUAUGUUUGAAGACUAGAUUCGGCAUUUUUGGCCCCUGGGGUCAGAAGUGCAAGCUAUGCAAAAAGACUGUCUGUCAAAAGUGUUGUUCAAAGAUGCGGAUACCGACGGAGCAUUUCGCGCACGUGCCAGUGGUUCUGCUGAGCCCGUCGCUGCUCCCGUCGCCGGAGGACGAGCACUCCUCAUUUCCAAGGAGCCUCAUGUCCCGUUUGGUCUCGCCCGAGCACACGAGCAUGGUCGAGAACAGCGUGGGCAGCGCGCCCAACAGCCCGAGCAGCGCGCGGCGGCACGCGUCCCACGCGCACAGCGCGCCGGGAUCGCGCGGCGGGUCUGCGCUCGGGUUCUGUGAACCCGCUCACGCUGCUGCCAUGUCCCGCAGCAUUGAUGGGCCUGGGAGCAUGCCGUUGCAUCUGGCGCCUGUGGACCGCAGCCGAUCGCGAUACAGUCGAACCACCCCCGGCGUGUCAGCAGCGGAGCGGCUUCGCGGCGUGCAGAUGGCGGUGUGCCACGACUGCAAGGCCAUGGUGCUGCAGAUCAUCAAGAGCUCCCGUGCUGCCCGCUCGGCUUCCCGCGACCGUGCUCUCAGACAUCUCACGCUGGACCUGGCACCUGUAUAUACGGCUGACUGCUGAACGCUGUUAGGGAACCAUUAUACGCCUGUUCUACAGCCUAAGCUCUUAAGGACUGUUGGUCGAGCGCUCGUUUGGGACUUAAAAAGCUAGUGUUCUUCUCCGAAUCCUCUGCGACCUUGCGCUCUGACAUCUCACGCUGGACCUGGCACCUGUAUACACGGCUGACUGCUGAACGCUGUUAGGGAACCAUUAUACGCCUGUUCUACAGCCUAAGCUCUUAAGGACUGUUGGUCGAGCGCUCGUUUGGGACUCAAAAAGCUAGUGUUCUUCUCGGAAUCCUCUGCGACCUUGCGCUUUGACAUCUCACGCUGGACCUGGCGCCUGUGUACACGGCUGACUGCUGAACGCUGUUAGGGAACCAUUAUACGCCUGUUCUACAGCCUAAAGCUCUUAGGGACUGGCGUCGGUAUACACGGCUGUUUGUUGAACGCACGAUUUCUACAGCCUAAGCUCUUAGAAUCUGUUGGUCGAGCGCUCGUUUGGGACCCAAAAAGCUAUAGUGUUCGGAACCAUUUACGCCAGUUCUACAGCCUAAGCUCUUGGUUGAGCGCUCGUUUGGGACU
This is a messenger RNA of Ostrinia nubilalis (European corn borer), 3299 nucleotides long. RefSeq names its product protein spire (gene spir). NCBI's taxonomy places the organism in Eukaryota, Metazoa, Arthropoda, Insecta, Lepidoptera, Crambidae. Gene Ontology annotation, cellular component: cell cortex; cytoplasmic vesicle membrane. The coding region runs from base 268 to 2736 and encodes 822 amino acids. The record is from RefSeq and is a predicted model, not a curated record. Gene Ontology annotation, molecular function: actin binding. The transcript is spliced from 18 exons. Gene Ontology annotation, biological process: establishment of meiotic spindle localization; intracellular transport; polar body extrusion after meiotic divisions.